CGGCUGCAACCAUAGAGCUUCAGCCUGGAGCGGCCCCGCCGCGGAGCGAACGGCGCAUGCGCUUAGUUUUGCUUCGCUGUGGCGGUGAGGAGGCGUGGGGUCUGCAGCAUGGCUUCGGUGCUGAACCUCAACAACGAGGUUGUGAAGAUGAGAAAAGAUGUGAAGAAAGCCAGAGUCCUGACCAUUCGCAGACUGACCAGACACAUCGGGAAACUGAAGUUGAAAAAGGGUUCAGAGGACUUGAAGCUAAAGAACCAAAAACGAGCUGAAAGAUUAAUAGAAGAAAUCCACGCUAUGAAGGAAAUAAAGCCGGACCAAGUUACCAGACUUGCACUUAGGAAAGAAGUUAAUUUUGAAAGUAUCUGCAGAAAGCCAAAGUCCACUGCAAAUGAGCGAGCUCUUGCAAGACUUGCAACACACCCCCUUCUGAAACCCAAAAUUGCUGAACUUAAGGCUGCUGUAAAAGCUUUUAAGGAUGCAAGACAAAACCCAGGUAAAGCCAAUCCUUCAGAAAAGAAGCCAGAAGCUCAGCCUAAAUCAGCACAAAAUUUGAAUGAACAUGUUCUUAAACUAGUUCAAAAUCGGCAAGGAUUUGAAGAUAAAACAAAAAUGAGUGUGAAAAUGGGAACUGUAGGAGGAGCUGAUAAACUCAGUGAGAGUGAACCUGAACAGGAAAUUAUGGAAAUGGAGAGAAUUCCAAAAGAGUUUUCGUCUGAGACAGUAGAAAUACAAGCAGUCACUCAGACAGGAAAGAAACUUGUCUGUAAAAAAAGGAAAGAAAAUGUGAGCAUGAACAAAUUAACUGCAGUGAAACAAAUAAUUAGGGAUGAUAGUGACCUGGAACAACAUAGUGAAGAGGAAUACUUUGAUGAUAGUACUGAAGAGAGGUUUUAUAAUCAGACAUCAAAUUCUGAUAGUGAUAGCAAUGAUGAUUUCUUCAUUGGCAAAGCAAAAAGAAAGAAGAAAACAGCAGCAGUUAAUGAUGUUUCUUCAGUAAAAGAAAAGAAUACACUUCAGAAAAAUAUAUUGAAGGAAGAAAAGAGUACAGUAUCUGGAACAGUGCAGAAUUGGAUCAUGGAAGGAAAACCGCAUGAUAAAGCUGGGAAGCUGGAAUCAGUGUUCUGUACUUCUUUGUCUACCUGCAAUCAGAAAUCCCAAAACAGAAGAAACACAAAAGACCAACCUGUCAAAAACAGACAAACAGCUCUUCUUAAAAAGGAACCACAGCCCAAAAAACAAUCAUUUGCAAAAACCUCCAUUCUUAAACAUGAUGGUAAGAAUCCACGUUUGGAGCAGCCUCUUCAUCCUUCAUGGGAAGCAAGCAGGAGACGUCGGGAACAAAUGUCACAAAUUACAGCAUUCCAGGGCAAAAAGAUUAAAUUUGAAGACUAGAUUGUAUAUAAAUUGAGAUUGUAAAAUAUGAUUAUUAUAAAUUUGCAUCUUACAGUGUUUUUGUCAGUGGUGAAAACUGGAAUUUGAACAAUUCUUGGUAGUGUGGACAGAAAACAGUGUAGAAAUCUUCACUUAAAUAAUAUUUUACAUUUCUCAAGAAUUUAUGCCCAUUAAUCCAUGUUUGGGUGUCUUGAUAAUUCCAAUUCCAUAAUGCCACUGUUUAUGGAAUACACCCCACCAUGACUGAAUGGAUUUUAAGAACAUCAUCUGUGCCAUGUAGGAGUAAUACAGAUUCUCUGAAGUUUUAUUUUUGUAAAAAUGUACUUUUAAGUACUUAAGGACUGGAUCUAAAGUUAUAGGUAAGAAUACCACUACUGAAGUGAUAAUCCUAGGUCUGUAUUAUCAAAUAACAUCUUUGAUGAGGAAAAGAAAUCUCUUAAACUUGAACAGACUUUACAAAUUCAUGAAUGUGCCAGUUGGGUAUGAAAGCCAAUUAGUAAUGCACAUGUUCUGGGUAGCAAUAAAAUACUGGCCUGUUAAAUUGUGGUCUUUGUUGUUCUUGGGUUGUACUGCUGCUUUGAGAUACUGAGUGUCUUUAGUACUCCUGCCCUGGAGAUUGUAUCUGGGUGGUCUGCGUUUCUUGCACUUGUACAGUUAGAAAUCAUCUUUCUUAUUAGAUGUUGUUGAUAGUUAAACAAAUAUAAUGUAUAUAAAAAGAUACUGUUGGACAAAAAUCUUUAGUUAUUUAGUAUGUUUCUUCAGGGAUGUUUUCUGCAGCUUAAUUGAAACAAGUCAAAAAGAGGGAUGCUAUAUGUAUAGGUUUAGUGGAAGCAGGCAGUGGUACAUCAUUCUAAGAUUCUCCUGCCUUCUGGUGUUGUAGCUCAGGGACUUAUUGUGAUGUGGUAGUUUACUGUGUUUGAUAAUCCUCAAUAGAUAUCUCUUCCGCAGAUUUGUCUACUGUAAAAUCCGUUACAACUUGUGUAACCUCUCAUCUCUUGGAGAAGUCUGUCCUAUGUAUUGAACUCUGUGAAAAAGCAAUCUGUUUUCCUACAUGUUAAGCUGCAACCUGAUAGGUUUAUUAAGUGCUUAUAAUGGUGAGAAAAGAAUUUUUUUAACCCUUUGAAUGUCACUUUGGAUAGGGAAGGAGAUGUUGGGGAGAUGUUGUUUAUCUCCACUUUAAUAAGGCUUUUGUUGUUCUUUCCCAUGACAUCCUAUAGACAAACUGCAUUAAUAUGGACUACAUAAAUUGAUAAUGAGGUGAACCAGAAACUUGCUGACCUGCUGAGCUCCAAAGGUUUUGAAUAGCACAUAGCCAACAUAACUGAAGAGAGGUAACUAGUGGUUCAGUACUGAGCUUAGUAGUAUUUAACAUCUCCAUUAAUGAACUGGAUCACAGGACAGAGUGCAUAUACACAACUGGCAGGAAUGGCUUAUAAUCCAGAUGGUUGUGCUGCCGUUCAGACGGACAUGGACAGGCUAGAGAAGUGAUCAGAGGGAAAGUUUAAACUUUGUGAAGCUUAGUUAAGGAAAAUGGAAAGCGCUGCCUCUGGAGAGCAGUAACACUGUACAGUAGUCUGUGCUGGAUGCAAAUGGGAUGGAAAGCUGCUUGCAGGAAAGGACUUGGGUUUCCGGUGAAUACCAGCAGACCACGAGCCAGCAAUUCAUCCUAAUAGUAGAGAUGUCCAACUCCUUUUUAGAGGAGCAGCAAGUUUGGAGAAGUGAUCUUUCUUCUCUGUUCAGCACAGGUGAGCCUGUAUCUAUCCCAGUCCCUGGAAGUUGUGGACUUUGCAGUACAAAAGAUGUGGACACAAUGGAGAAAGUCCAGCAAAGGAUCUCCAAUAUGAUAGAGGAAAUAGAGUAUCUGACAUACAGGGAGUGGCUGAGAGCUGGGACAGUUCAGUCUGUAGAAGGCUUGGAGGAUCUUACCAGUGUUUGUAAUUACUGGGAGGGGAAGAAGAUCAAGACAGACUUUUCUCAGUACAAAAGAAACAACUUUGUCACUGUAAGAGGUCCGGUGCUGGCACAAGUUGUCCAGAGAAGAUGUGGAGUCUCCAUCCUCAGAGGUACUUAGAAGCCAUCUGGACAUGGUCCUGUGCAAGCUGCUCUAGGUGACCCUGCUUGAAUAGAAGAGUUGAGCCUGAUGACCUCUGGAGGACCAUGCCAACCUCAUCAAUUCCUUGUGAUUUUGUAAUACUCAGAGGAAUGAGUCAAGCAGAGACUUAGUGACUACCAUCUGUUGGUUAAAGCAGUUACUGGAAGCAUGUAAAAAUGCAGUCGCUGUGUAAUUCCUCAGUAUAUUCUAUUUACCAUGAUGUUACAGCCCAAUGGGAGGAACAAGGUUAGGUUUUUUUUAACACAGUGUGACCGCCACUAUGUCUCCCUCCCUCCUCCCUCCGGUAGACUUUGUAUCUUAAUACUUAUAUCCCAGUAUUUCUGCCCAUCCUCUUACUGUGUUCAGUUGUUGUAAGCUAAAUAUUACAGUGGUUCCUUGGAUUAUUAUUAUCCACGUAUGACUUUGCCCCUCAGGCCAAAUGUCUGUAAGUGUGGUAUUAUCUUCCUGAAUUGCACUGAUGCUGAGAAGAACAGGAAAUUCAUAUAUCCUUCCAUCUCCCAGUGCUUUUUGUUGCUGUUAUUUUUAAUGUACCAUCUUGAAUGACAUCAAAUCUAAAGCUAGAAGCAUCACAAUAAAACGUGAAAAUGAGAAA
Centrocercus urophasianus (Greater sage-grouse) is the source of this 4097-nucleotide messenger RNA. It is a transcript of the gene SRFBP1, whose product is annotated as serum response factor binding protein 1. Gene Ontology annotation, cellular component: 90S preribosome; nucleus. The record is from RefSeq and is a predicted model, not a curated record. The transcript has 8 exons. Gene Ontology annotation, biological process: maturation of SSU-rRNA. Bases 109 to 1392 code for a protein of 427 amino acids. Lineage: Eukaryota; Metazoa; Chordata; Aves; Galliformes; Phasianidae.